CCUCGGUAUGAUAUCUACACCGCGAUGAGUCGGGAAAAAAAACCCAGUCGACUACCAUUUCAUCAUCAUGUGUGGAAUCGUUGCAGUCCAUGGCCUCACAAACCCUUCUGCCGAACGUGCUCAUCUAGUUGCGCUCUCCAAACGCGUCCGUCACCGUGGGCCCGACUGGUCUGGCUGCUACGUUGGCAAGGAAGCUAUCCUCUGCCAUGAACGGUUGGCGAUCGUCGGUAUCGACUCGGGAGCCCAACCUCUCUUCAGUGAUGACCGCAAAAUUAUACUUGCCGUCAACGGAGAAAUCUAUAACCACCUUGCCCUUCGCUCCAGUUUUGGCUCAGAUGUCAAAUUCAACACUCGCUCCGAUUGCGAGGUUAUCAUCCCUCUUUACAAAAAAUAUGAUAAAGAUCUUUGCGACAUGCUGGACGGCAUGUUUUCUUUCGUUCUCUUGGAUGAGUCUGUAACUCCGACACGCAUCAUUGCUGCACGCGACCCCAUUGGUAUCACCACUCUCUACCAAGGCUGGAACUCUAAGAAGCCUGGCGCAACGUACUUCGCUUCGGAGCUCAAAGCCCUCAUAAACGACUGCGAUGAGAUCAUCUCGUUCCCUCCCGGGCAUGUGUAUGAUAGCCGUGACAAUUCCACUACACGAUACUUCCAGCCUUCGUGGUGGUCCACUGACGACGAGAAUGCACCCGCACCAACAUCUCCAGUCGACUAUACUCUUCUCCGUGAGACACUCGAAGCGGCUGUCCGGAAACGCCUGAUGUCCGAGGUUCCAUAUGGGGUCCUCCUGAGCGGAGGGUUGGAUAGUAGUCUGAUCGCUACCAUCGCCGCGCGAGAGACCGACAAGCUAGCCCAGGCACAUUUCGAGGCACGUCAGAAGAAGCUGUCUGAAUGGUCACCCAGUGGACCGCCUACACCGAAGGAUAACUUAAACCAAAAGGCCAUGCUAGCGACUUGGCCGCAACUUCACUCAUUCUCCAUAGGUUUAGAGAACUCCCCAGACCUUUUCGCUGCGCGAAAGGCCGCUGUGUUCCUAGGAACCAAACAUCACGAAUUCGUCUUUACUGUACAAGAGGGGUUGGAUGCCAUACCAGACGUGAUACACCAUCUUGAGACCUACGAUGUCACAACAGUUCGCGCCAGUACGCCUAUGUACUUGCUCAGCCGAAAGAUCAAGGCCAUGGGUGUGAAAAUGGUACUCAGCGGCGAGGGCAGCGACGAGAUUUUGGGAGGAUACCUGUACUUCCACGCUGCUCCUGACAGCAAAUCCUUCCACCAGGAAUGUGUUCGCCGAGUCAAGAACCUCCAUACCGCCGACUGUCUCCGAGCUAACAAGUCGACGAUGGCUUGGGGUUUGGAAGCUCGCGUACCCUUCCUUGACAAGAAAUUCCUCGAAGUAGCGAUGAACGUCGAUGCAAAGGAAAAAAUGUUUUCCAAGGGAUCUUCACAGGAAUUUGACAGCGAUGGUCGCCCAAAGAUGGAAAAGUAUAUCCUGCGGAAGGCAUUCGAUUGUGCACCAGACGGCAAGCCUUACCUCCCUAAGUCCAUUUUAUGGCGUCAGAAGGAACAAUUCUCGGAUGGUGUGGGAUAUUCCUGGAUAGAUGGGAUGAAAGAUCACGCAGCUACAGUAGUCUCCGACGAGGCAUUCGCUAAACGAGCUGAACGUUGGGCAGUGGACACCCCUGACACUAAAGAAGCUUAUUGGAUCCGAGAAAUCUUCGAAGGUCAUUUCCCCUCAGACACGGCCGCCAGGACUGCGGUGCGGUGAGUACUAAAGGCCCAUCAUACAUGUUGAUCGUUUUGUCUCAUCUAUAUCUCCGUACACAACAGGUGGAUACCACGAGGAGAUUGG
Pisolithus orientalis is the source of this 1852-nucleotide messenger RNA. Its product is annotated as asparagine synthase-domain-containing protein. The record is from RefSeq and is a predicted model, not a curated record. Bases 68 to 1768 code for a protein of 566 amino acids. Gene Ontology annotation, cellular component: cytosol. Lineage: Eukaryota; Fungi; Basidiomycota; Agaricomycetes; Boletales; Pisolithaceae. The transcript is spliced from 10 exons. Gene Ontology annotation, molecular function: asparagine synthase (glutamine-hydrolyzing) activity.